AUCGAUUCACUGCCAUCUCUAGUGCCUGCACGUGUGAACGGAACGAAAACAUUGAUAAAUGCGUGGUUAAACUGCCAAAAUAAAGCGACAAUGGGCAAAUUAAACGUGACAGUUCUGCGAUACCUCACCAAGGAGGACUUCCGCGUUCUUACCGCCAUCGAGAUGGGCAUGAAGAACCACGAACUGGUCCCCGGACCCUUGGCCGCUGCCAUUGCGAAUCUGAAGACUGGUGGAGUCCACAAGCUGCUCAAGGAGCUGUGCAAGCACAAGCUGCGCUACGAGCGGGGAAAGAAGUAUGAUGGUUACCGCUUGACCAACACGGGCUACGAUUACCUGGCUCUGAAAUCCCUCACCUUGAGGGGAUCGGUCAGUUCCUUCGGCAACCAAAUUGGCAUUGGCAAGGAGUCCAACAUCUACGUGGUGGCUGACGAGGAGGGCACUGCCAUUUGCCUGAAACUCCACCGAUUGGGUCGCACUUGCUUCAGAAACGUGAAGGCCAAGAGAGACUACCACGGUCGUCGGCAUAAGGCCUCCUGGUUGUACCUAUCCCGCAUCUCGGCCACCCGCGAGUUUGCUUACAUGUCGGCGCUUUAUGAUCGCGGAUUCCCGGUGCCCAAACCCAUCGAUUUUAAUCGCCACUGCGUGCUUAUGGACCUCGUCAAGGGUUGGCCCAUGACCCAAGUUCACGAGCUGCUGGACGCUCCACAGGUGUACGAUGAUCUUAUGAACCUUAUUGUCCGUCUGGGGAAUUCUGGAGUUAUUCAUGGCGAUUUUAAUGAGUUUAAUUUAAUGGUCACCGACGAUGGCAAGCCCAUACUAAUUGAUUUUCCGCAGAUGAUGUCGACUUCACAUGAAAAUGCAGAAUUCUUCUUCGAUCGCGAUGUUAAUUGUGUGCGUGAAAUGUUCCGUCGCAAAUUUGGUUACGAAAGCGAAGACUACCAGUUCAGCGAUCUGGUGCGUGAGGAUGAUCUGGAUGCUGAGGUUCAUUGCACGGGCUAUGGCUUUACGAAAGAGAUGGAGCAGGAUCUUCUCGAGGAGUACGGUAUGGUGGAGCACGCAAAUGAGGAUGACGAGGGAGAGGAUGUUGAAGAAGAAGAUGAGCCCCCCACUUUAGUUACUGCGGCAGCUGUAGAGAUCGACGAGUGCCGACGUCAGGUGGAGAACGAGGUGACUUACAGCGAGACCAAGCCAACUCAGAAGUCAGAUGACGCAGUGCGUCGGUACAUCGAAUCCUGUACGCAAUAUCUGGGCAAUCUAAGCGUUGGUCCAGAAAUUCCCGAUCAAACGCUUCCCAAGAAAAUUGAAGUUUCUCCGCCGGUUGAGGCUCCAAAAGUUAUUCCAGUCGAAGUGGAAACUCAUCCUACCCUGACCGCAGCGGAAGAUGCCAGGUCCAUUAGUUCCAACGAUUUGGAUACAGAUGAAGUGCCUGAGCUAGCUGGCCUAGAUCCUAACUCUCGCAUGUAUCGUCUUAAAAUGGUCGAGCAAAUGCUCAAUGAUGCGAGAAGUCAGCGGUCGUACUCGACCACAACAAGUACAAUAGCUCCUUCCGUGAUCACCGACCGGAUACGCAAGAACAUGGAUAUCAAGGAGAAGCGGGAGCAGCGAAAGAAGUGUGUGGCCAAAGGUGAAGCCAGUGCCGUCCAUCGUCAUCGCAAGGAGAACAAGGAUGUGGUAAAAGAAUACGCCGGUUGGGACUUUUAGAUCAAGUUCGACCUAAUAAUCUAUUAGAUAAUAGAUCAUUCUUUCGUACUUGUUAUAGUGAUAUAUAUAAUUAAAAUGAAAACCCAUUAACAAGAACUCAA
Messenger RNA from Drosophila suzukii, 1802 nucleotides. RefSeq names its product RIO kinase 2 (gene RIOK2). Gene Ontology annotation, biological process: protein phosphorylation; maturation of SSU-rRNA. Gene Ontology annotation, molecular function: ATP binding; protein serine/threonine kinase activity. The record is from RefSeq and is a predicted model, not a curated record. Gene Ontology annotation, cellular component: preribosome, small subunit precursor; cytosol; nucleus. Lineage: Eukaryota; Metazoa; Arthropoda; Insecta; Diptera; Drosophilidae.